GCCGCGCAGGAUGUGAAGCCGCUGUAGAAGAAGAAGCAGGAGGAUGACAAAACCAGGCUCGUCUGCGGUAGUGAUGCUGCUCCUGCUGGGCUUCCUCUCAGCGUCCUCUGUCAAUGCUGACCCCAUGCUGUCAGCUCCACUUAAUGUCACCAUCAGAGAGCUGGAGGUCAACUCUGCUGUGGUCACGUGGGAAAUCUUGGAGGGAGACCCCGUCAUUGGCUUUGCCAUCACACAGCAGAAGAAGGACGUCCGCAUGCUGAGGUUCAUCCAGGAGGUGAACACCACCACGCGCUCGUGCGUACUCUGGGAUCUGGAUGAGGACACGGAGUACAUAGUGCACGUUCAGAGCAUCAGCAUGGGGGGCAGCAGCCCCCCCAGUCAGCCCGUUCUCUUCAGGACCCCCAAAGAGUCUGAGAAGAUGGCGUCCAAGAGUCCAGAUGAGGUGACAAUGGAGGAGUUCGGUCAUGCUGCCCAGCUAAGGGCUGGAGAGCUCAUCAUCAUUGUGGCGGUGCUGGUCAUGUGGGCAGGUGUCAUUGCCCUGUUCUGUCGCCAGUAUGACAUCAUCAAAGAUAAUGAGCCUAACAACAACAAGGACAAAGCCAAGAACUCCUCCGAAUGCAGUACACCUGAACAUCCACAGGGGGGGCUGCUGCGCAGCAACGUCUAAGCCCGGCCCUGCAUCACCUUCUGCAAUAACCAACUCCUCGUACCUCAGGACAGAUCCUGAGACCAACAGAAAGCCAUUCUUCAACACCACCAAAACCCAAAGGACGGUCCACCAUCACAGAACAUUCGCUUCUCGUCAUUCACACGCUGAAGAGCUGCCGCAAAGCAAACGGACGCAACUUCUCUUUUAACGUGACCAAAAACUGGAACGCCGGUAGACUUUGUGCGGGCAGCGAAGUAACCAGAGAUAAUGCCGUUUCAUCAUCCAUAACAAGUGGUUCAUUUACAACCUCUGGUUACUGUUGAUCAACAUCAUCGACCUCCCAGUGUGGAUCAUCCAACAUUUUAUUUUUUUCCCCCCGAUGUCACAAUAAGAGACAUGGAAAAGCUGGUCCUGUUGGUCCAGACGUCGGUCAGCACACAACAGAACAACUCCGUCCAUCUGUUUUAAAUUGGAGACUUCGUCUUUCAGUGUCACUAUCUCCUUUCAGUCCUGGGGAAGCUGCCUUGUGCAGCAGCUUGUCUCUUCUUCUCUGUCUUCCUGUAUCAGUGUUUUCUCUAAUAAGCACAUUGCCAUGUGGUGCUCCUCCUACUGUGAUUGUCUGAGCCCUCACCAUACCAGUCCUGAUGAUGGUGUCGUGGUCAGACAUACCGAUGUUUGCUCUUGUUUCUUCAUUUGAUACGUGGUUGUGCUUCUGCCUUUUUCUCGGAGAUGGAAUCUCUGGUCGGUAUAGGAACGCAAAGAUUCACUUUUAACUUCUUGGGUUUUCACCUCACGUUUUGAUCAUUUAAUCCGUUAGCAGCCAAUUAGGAUUCUUAUCUUUUGAUAUAUAUAUAUAUUUUUUUUUUGUGUGGUUUACUGUUGGGCGCUGCUUGUCCGGCGCCGUAUGCGGUUUGUGGUCUGCAGCGAGUCGUGAAAGGAAUAAGGAUGGAGAUACGCGGGGGGGGUAAUUUCCUAAUGAAAAAUUGGCUGGGGUUCCACUCUGGUGGGAAAGAUAAUCAACAUCAGGGGCAGGAGCUGUGGACGCCCACAGCUGCUCCACUUGGCUGUGAGACAAAGUCCUGCUUUGGAAAUGAACCACCUAUUCGCCAAUAUAGUUACAAUAUUGUCAAAAUCGUAAUUCUAGAUUUUAAAAAAAUGUCUCUGGGGUCUCCAGAAAUUCGUGAUGUCAAUAUGGGGUCACAAGCCAAAAAAGGGGUUGGGAAUAAGCUCUGGUGGGCCACAUAACAUGAUGUGGCGGGCCACAUUUGGCCCAUGGGCCUCGAGUUUGACAUCCGUAUGUGAUCUAGAGCAAAAUAUCAAUGUACCCAAGUUCAUUUCAAAAUAAAAGUCUCCCUGACAGGGCACUGUUGUGCACGUCUACCUUAGCAAUCAUCGUGGUUUCCCUUCAGCGUGUUAGCAUCGGCACUUACAGUCAUUACUACAAUAAUUUGGAAUAUUUAUCCUCCGACAGAGAGUUUAAUGAUGACAGGCUUUACGGGUAUUGGUUUGGUGGUGAUAAGGAGGUCACGAUAAAGUUUGAAUUACCUUGACU
Messenger RNA from Cynoglossus semilaevis (tongue sole), 2201 nucleotides. It is a transcript of the gene fndc5b, whose product is annotated as fibronectin type III domain containing 5b. Gene Ontology annotation, molecular function: protein binding. The transcript has 6 exons. Gene Ontology annotation, cellular component: extracellular region; plasma membrane. Lineage: Eukaryota; Metazoa; Chordata; Actinopteri; Pleuronectiformes; Cynoglossidae. The coding region runs from base 44 to 667 and encodes 207 amino acids. The record is from RefSeq and is a predicted model, not a curated record.